Phytophthora sojae is the source of this 1125-nucleotide messenger RNA. RefSeq lists its product as hypothetical. The transcript is spliced from 2 exons. Bases 1 to 1125 code for a protein of 374 amino acids. Lineage: Eukaryota; Oomycota; Peronosporomycetes; Peronosporales; Peronosporaceae. The record is from RefSeq and is a predicted model, not a curated record.
AUGGAGCCCGACGAGAACGCGAUCCGUUGGGCGGGCAUCCAGUUGGGUAAUACCAGUCCUGACGCCUGUCCGCAAGCGAACCUGCUCUCCACCAAGCGCGUGCAGCUUCUCGCGCUGCAAGACGCCGUGCUCCGCUUCCUGGCCAGCCUCCCGAACCAAGAGUGGACGGUGGUCGGCUGCCAGUUCCUGUUGGAAGCUGGAGGAAGAUGGAACGCCGUGGCCGUGGCGUCGCUGCUCGACAAGGUGAUGGCCCAAGCCCGUGACAAGACGCUAAUGCUGGCCGAGAUCUGCUGGAUCCGCAGCGUCUCGCCCGCCGUGCGCGCACUGGCCAGCAACGCUCCAGUCAUGAUCUCGUCCGCUCUAAAUGACAACAUGCUGUUCGCCGCAGAGGACUACUUCCUCUACGACGAGACGCGUCGCUGCGUCUUCUGCUGGGCCGAUGAGUGGGAGGCAGACCAAAGCAAAGAGAUCUGGCGCUUCGUCCCCGCGAGUCCAAGCUUGACGGACUUCUACAUCCUCAGCGUGUACUCCCAGGAGUAUCUGAUCGCGUCCGACGUCGCUGCGUCCGAGACAGCGGAGGGGUAUGGAGAGAAGAGAGCUUUCACGUGGCGUGGAGGCGAACUACCAGGAGAGGGGGGACUGUGGAGACUGAUCCCAGUCGACGGCGCGUUCGCGAUCUAUAACCCGGCCCAGGACACGUAUUUGAUGUCCCCUCCAGCCUCGGGUUCGGCGUUCAGACGCCUUGUACUUACCAGCAACUACCGGCCGCUGGAUCAAUCGUGGAACGAGUGCCACAAGUGGGGGAUCAAGCCAGCCGCGCCGUCGCUGCUGGAGCGCAGUCUUGACGCCUUCUUCGGGAAGGACUACACUGCCGCGGUGGACUUGCUUACGUCUCUCUUGGACGCCGGCAAGCCGUCUCCUGCCGCCAGUAUGAAGGUGUUCUGGUACCGAAUGGUGGCCAACCUGCGUCUUCAGAAGAAGGACUUGUUCCGUGAGGACGCCGAGUUGCUGAACAAGCUCGGCGGGUGCCCAAAGUACUUCUUGGAUGCGAUCAAGGAGGUGCUGGGGGACGACUUGACGGCGGCGGAGAGCGCGGAGUUGGCGCAGCGUGUGCACUACAAGUAG